UAUAACUGUACCACUAACAGUGAUGACAAUCAAAACAUCUGAACUGGAGACCAGCACGAGUACAGCUGUCCCAUCGAUAGUGACAACAAUCAAAACAUCUGGACCGGACACCAGCACAAGUACACCUAUACCAUCAAUAGUGACAACAAUCAAAACAUCUGGACCGGAGACCAGCACAAGUACACCUGUACCAUCAAUAGUGAUGACAAUCAAAACAUCUGGACCGGAGACAGAGACCAGCAAUAAAAACAUCCUACCAACUUCAGUGUCCAAAGACAACCCAGAAUCUACUGCGAUAACAUGUGGGACUUGUGAACCAGCUGCACUGCCAACAGAAACAAAACGGGAAACACCUGGAAUAGGCACAGUUACACCUCUGAAUACAUUUACAACAAAGGACAAUAUGGUGAUCACAACUUCACAUAAUCACACACCCAAGAGGACAACACCAUCAAAGUUAAAAAAAAAAAAACUUAGUAAAAGCAAGAAAGGACUUAGAAAAAUUCAGAUGAGAAUGAACCAUCUAAAAAAAAAAUCGGGAUAAAGCUGGACAAUUUGUAUAAUAUACACAUAGAUUACAGUAAGUUUGAAUAUACUCAUGAUGGGUUGUGAGUUGAAGCACUACAGAUAUUAUUUAGUCCUAGAGUAGGCCUGACGUUUGGUGCUGGUCUUAUAGCUGCAGAC
Molecule: messenger RNA, 684 nt
Organism: Sinocyclocheilus grahami
Lineage: Eukaryota; Metazoa; Chordata; Actinopteri; Cypriniformes; Cyprinidae
Product: integumentary mucin C.1-like
Exons: 2
Coding region: 23-544 (173 amino acids)
Source: RefSeq, a predicted model, not a curated record